AUGAACAGUAAAUUGCAAUAAAAAUAACAAAUAGAUGUUAAUUAUUGUAAUAAAGUAUGGUUAAGAAUUUUGUUCAUGUUUGAUCAUAUGUUUGAUUCAGAACAUUGAAGUACAGCUAUGUUCACGCAGUGCAUCAUUGCAUGUUUUUGUGAAAAAGUUAACUGCAGAUAAAUUCAUAACGAAUAUUUUGAAAUUGUUAACACCAUAAACUGUAGAAUUAUUUUUUGAAUUGAGCCGUUUCUGUGAUAUAUAUACAAAAAUAGGCAAGUGAAUAAGCAAGUGAAAGAAGGGAACAUUGUUCGCAUCGUACGAAAAUGCCAUGCUGGUAUUAUGAGAAGAAGGAACUGCGAAACACUCCAUCGAUUCAGGAUGGGAUCGAUUAUGAGACAGAGUGCAGAUACAGGAAAGAGGGUGCACGUUUCAUAAUAGACACAGGCACAAAAAUGGACUUAGGUUACAAUACAAUGGCUACUGGCGUUGUUUACUUCCAUAGAUUCUAUAUGUUCCAUUCAUUUAAGAACUUUCCACGAUAUGUGACCGCAUGCUGUUGUUUGUUCCUGGCAGGUAAAGUAGAAGAAACACCAAAGAAAUGUAAAGAUAUUAUUAAAACAGCAAAAACUUUAUUGACUGAACAAAAAUUUACAACAUUUGGAGAAGAUCCCAAAGAAGAAGUGAUGACACUAGAAAGAAUUUUGUUACAAACUAUUAAAUUUGAUCUGCAAGUAGAACAUCCUUAUAGCUACUUAUUAAAGUAUGCAAAGUGUCUUAAAGGUGAUAAAAAUAAACUACAAAAGAUGGUUCAAAUGGCUUGGACAUUUGUUAAUGACAGUUUAUGCACGACACUGUCAUUGCAAUGGGAACCUGAAAUUAUAGCUGUUGCACUCAUGUAUUUAGCUGGGAAACUUAGUAAAUUUGAAGUGGUCGACUGGAAUGGAAGACAACAGAAACACUUACGUUGGUGGGACAUGUUCGUUGAAGAUGUUACUAUGGAUCUUCUAGAAGAUAUAUGUCAUCAAGUAUUAGAUUUAUAUUCGCAAGCUAAUAAUGCAAAACCGCCAGAUUCUCCCCCUAUGACGCCAUCCAACGAACCGUGUAGAGAAAGAGCUGUACCAGUGCCUCCCGGUGAAGCAUCAGCAUCUACUACACCAAACGUUACACCAGGAAAGUCAGCCAAGGUCGAAGGAGUUGCAGUCUCCGCGAAUGGAUGUCCAACUACUGAUGCUGCAGACACAGUAAAACCAAUGGAUGUACCGCCACACUUCCCAACAUAUCCAGCUAAUUUCCCACCUAACAGUACCACCUAUCCACCAGCGUUCCCUCCGACAAAUGUUUCCGUACCUCCCCCUCCUGUGAAUGCAAUGAACCAUAUUGCACCACCUAUGCACCAUAUUGGUACGACAAGUACAAUUAGACCUGCACCACCUGCUCCUACCACAACCCAACCACCCUUCCAACCAUAUCCUUAUCCUACGAAUGCGUCAUACUUCGCUCCAAAUAAUCCAGUACCACCAGCAUCCGCACCGCGCACAUAUUAUCCACCGCAACCUUAACACAUGGAAACUUAUGAUACUAAGAGCGUAAUUUUUACAGAUGUGUUAUCAUAAAAUUUACGCCAACAUGUUAAAAAAGUAACUCUUUCUGGUCGUGAGGCCUUCUUUUUCUUAACAUAUUGGCAUAAAUCCUUGAUCAGCAACAUAGUAUAUAUUAAUUUAAGUUUCAUUAUUUUAAAAUUAGUAUUAUUGAAAGAAUACUAAAUAAGUCUUGUACAUAUUGUAUAUAUGUAAGGUUUGCUAUCGAUGAUAGAACUUGAGUCUAGAGUUUUUGUAUUAUCAAUAUCUAUCUUAAUUAAGUAAACAAAAUUUCUAAGAUAA
Messenger RNA from Hylaeus volcanicus, 1871 nucleotides. It is a transcript of the gene CycK, whose product is annotated as cyclin-K. Gene Ontology annotation, molecular function: cyclin-dependent protein serine/threonine kinase activator activity. The transcript is spliced from 7 exons. Gene Ontology annotation, biological process: positive regulation of DNA-templated transcription, elongation; regulation of transcription by RNA polymerase II. Gene Ontology annotation, cellular component: cyclin/CDK positive transcription elongation factor complex; nucleus. The coding region runs from base 315 to 1550 and encodes 411 amino acids. The record is from RefSeq and is a predicted model, not a curated record. NCBI's taxonomy places the organism in Eukaryota, Metazoa, Arthropoda, Insecta, Hymenoptera, Colletidae.